ACAACGUUCCCAGAAACAUGUCGAGCUUUGCGUGUUUUUGUCCCACCCUGCGUUCGUCACGUGAAUAGGUUUAGACUAUGGUGGAAGUUUGUCUCUUAUACUGAGUUUUUAUGAGGAAACCAAAACUACGCGGACUGAAACAUUUGAAGGAUAAUUCGGGGAUAUUUCACGUAUUUGGAGUCUCUUAUUGAUACGGUUGAUCUUCUGGCCCUAUGGCCUGCAUCACCUCUAAUCCAGGCCAGAUCAAUGGCUACAACAUGAGAGCACAACUUCAGGUCAAUGUGUUGUCAGCCAAGCUGAGAGAGAACAAAAAGAACUGGUUUGGUCCUAGUCCUUAUGUGGAAGUUGCAGUGGACGGCCAGUGCAAAAAGACAGAGAAAUGCAACAAAACCCACAGCCCCAAGUGGAACCAAACGCUCACAGUGAUUGUCACGCCUUUCAGUAAAUUGGUCUUCCGCGUGUGGAGCCAUCACACUCUGAAGUCGGACAUUCUGUUGGGAGUAGCCAUAUUGGAAGUUAAGGAAACCUUAAAAUCUAAUGACAUGAAAAUCUCGGAGGUCAUGCAGACGUUGCAGCUCAGUGCUGAGGGGGACCAGUCUGACGUGGUGGGGGACCUGUUCGUGUGCCUUGAUGGAAUGGAGGUCGACCCAGAAAUGUUUGCCUCUGCUGAGGUGGACUUCUGCAGUGAAGUCCUCAAUGGAGACUCUGGAAAUAAUGGGGAAGGUGGUGCAAGCAGGGUGAGGCAAGAUGCCUCUGUUGACAGCAUGGAGGACAGGGGUGCCCCCAAUGGACGAUCGGUGAAUGGUACUCCUUCCCCCUCACUGUCAGCCGGGAGGAUCAGGCUACUACGACCCCCUAGGCCUUCGCGUCCUCCUCCUCCCACCCCACGGAGACCGGCCUCUCUUACAGCCAUCUCCAGUGAGGCUGCCACUGCUGCUACCCCAGAAGCACCUGCGUACGGCUCCAGCAACAAUUUGGCGUCUUAUGAUUCCCGGCAGGCAGGUGGUGUUGCCCCAUCUGUUCCGAAAAUAUCCAACUUUAACAUCGCUCCCCUGCCACCUGGGUGGGAGCAGCGAGUAGACCAGAAUGGCUGUACGUACUACGUGGAUCACAUAGAGAAGAGGACGACUUGGGAAAGGCCAGAACCUCUACCUCAUGGUUGGGAGCGCCGUGUGGACCCCACGGGCAGGAUAUACUUUGUGGAUCAUAUCACCAGGACCACCACCUGGCAGCGCCCGACGGUCCAGACGAUGCGCAACUAUGAGCAGUGGCAGCACAGACAGAGCCAGCUUCGUGGAGCCAUGCACCAGUUCAACCAGAGGUUCAUAUUUGGGCUUCAAGACCCAGCGCAGAACAAGGAGUUUGAUCCCUUGGGAACUCUGCCACAAGGAUGGGAGAAGAGAACAGACUCCAGUGGCAGGGUGUACUUCGUCAACCAUGAAACACGGAUGACCCAGUGGGAGGACCCGCGAAACCAAAGCACGGUGAGUGAGAAGCCACUACCCGAAGGUUGGGAGAUGAGAUUCACGGUGAAUGGGAUUCCUUACUUUGUUGACCACAACCGGAGAACAACCACCUACAUUGAUCCCCGAAGUGGAAAGUCAUCCCUUGAAAAUGGACCUCAGAUCACCUAUGUCAGAGACUUCAAAGCCAAAGUGCAGUAUUUCAGAUUCUGGUGUCAGCAACUGGUCAUGCCUCAGCACAUAAAGAUCAAUGUCUCACGAAAGACCUUGUUUGAGGACUCGUUCCAGCAGAUUAUGAGCUUCAAUGCACAUGAUCUCCGCCGGCGAGUGUGGAUAAUAUUCCCUGGAGAAGAAGGCUUGGACUAUGGAGGUGUAGCAAGGGAAUGGUUUUUUCUUCUUUCCCACGAAGUGCUGAACCCCAUGUACUGCCUCUUUGAGUACGCUGGAAAGGACAACUAUUGCCUGCAGAUCAACCCUGCCUCAUCCAUCAACCCUGACCACCUCAAGUACUUCAAGUUCAUCGGGCGCUUCAUUGCCAUGGCUCUGUUCCAUGGGAAGUUUAUUGAUACAGGUUUCUCCUUGCCUUUCUACAAGCGCAUACUGAACAAGCCUUUGAGUCUGAAAGAUCUGGAAUCCAUUGAUCCAGAGUUCUACAAUUCCCUCAUCUGGAUUAAAGAGAACAACAUUGAAGAGUGUGGCCUGGAAAUGUCUUUCUCUGUGGAUAAAGAAAUCCUGGGUGAAAUUACAACACAUGACCUGAAACCUGAUGGCGCCAACAUUGUUGUCACAGAGGAAAAUAAAGAGGAAUAUAUCAGGCUUGUGGCAGAGUGGAGGUUGUCCAGAGGUGUAGAGGAACAGACUCAAGCUUUCUUUGAGGGCUUCAAUGAAGUUCUGCCUCAGCAGUACUUGCAGUACUUUGAUGCAAAGGAAUUGGAGGUCAUGCUAUGUGGGAUGCAAGAGAUUGACCUGGUUGACUGGCAGAGGAACACCAUCUACCGUCACUACGUCCGAAACAGCAAACAGAUCCUGUGGUUCUGGCAGUUCAUUAAGGAGAUCGACAACGAGAAGCGCAUGAGACUGCUGCAGUUUGUCACUGGCACUUGCCGUCUUCCUGUGGGGGGUUUUGCCGACCUCAUGGGGAGUAACGGAGCCCAAAAAUUUUGCAUCGAGAAAGUUGGAAAGGAGAACUGGCUGCCAAGGAGUCACACUUGCUUUAAUCGAUUGGAUUUGCCUCCUUACAAAAGCUAUGAACAGUUGAAAGAGAAACUGUCGUUUGCCAUUGAAGAAACAGAAGGCUUUGGACAGGAGUGACAUCAUCCUAUGGCUUCGCAUGGUGCUGCCACAGUCCAGGGUGGAGGAAUUCGGCAUAUCUUGACCUGUACUUCUCUGGGGCACAUGAUUUCCCAUUUGGUGGAGGAACGUGCCCACUUAGAGACUGCCCUGGGUUCCCUUCCCUGCAGUGCUCCCUCUAACCUGCAGUGCUCCCCCUUCCUGUAUCUGCUCUUCCUUUGUGGUAGCUGGUGGGUGGUUCCCAGUGUGCAGUGGAGCCUUUCUCAAACAGAUAAAUGCAUACUGCAGUGUGAAAUUAUAUUAAUAUAUGUUUAUUGUAUUGGAAGCAGUGCCUGAAACCUUUCAUUUUCCACUAGGGGAGGAAAAAGCACUUUAUAUAUCUGACUGAAAGGUUUAGUGUGAAAUUCAGUCCAAUACAACAUAUUUUAGAAAAAGAAAAGCAGUCCACGAAAAUGUUUGUUUUGUUUCCUUCAGAUAUCCGUGUCAACCCUUAAUUUACAGUUUUCUUGUUUCUGACUAAGAUAAGUCAUCAGAAAUAUGAGAAUUGUAUGUUUUCACGUGUUGCUUGCAGCUUAUCAAAGAUUGGAAGCCAGGAUGGUGCUUUUCAGUUGCUCUUAUCGAAUGUUUUUGCGGCCACUAGAAAAACCAAAGCUGGAAGGCAGUGGGGCUGAACUGCUGCAUUUCCGAGAUCUUUGCUGACGUGACCACGUCGGCUUUUAACAUGCCCGCAGUCGGGCUCCCGUCUGGUCGAGCAGCUCAUCUUUCAGGUGCAUCUUCGGUUGAUAGGGACACACCAGCACCAAAACGCUCCUGCUCCAAGAUUCUCAUGAAUUCAUCAAAUUUUUACAUGUAAUAUAAAUCGAUGCAGAGCCUGCUUACAUCACUAUAAAUGUAGAAUAAGCAGUUGCAGGUACCACGGCCCUAGUUUUAUAGGGCUUUAGUAUAAAAUUUUCACUAUGCGUCUUAUUUUUGUAUGUUGCUUGUUUGGGGAAAAUUAUGUGUAGAACACUGUGCUGACUCCAUUUCCAGGUUAUUAAUCUAAACUACUGUAUUGAUCAAAAAAACUUUUCAAGAUGUUAAAUCCGCAAGCUGAGCUCACACUGCCUUUUUGCCAUAUAUUUCUCUUUGCACUUCUGAAGUCAGCGGUGUUCCAUGUCCCAAGAUGCUAAGCAUCAGGAGACUCAUGGCAUUGUGGUGGCUUCAGAGCCUCUCUGAACUGUACACUAUGAACCUACCAGAUCUGUUUGGUACUGGUUCACAAAUCUGGUGGGUGUGCUAUUAGAACAGCCAAAAAAAAAAAAAAAACAAUUCAGAUGACAAAGACAGUGUAUAUCCAUGUACUGCUCAGUAGGAUAAUUUGGGAUGAAAAAAUUAAUACAAUUUUUUUCUUUAGUCUGCAGGUUAUAGACACUAUCUUAUGUAUAAAACAGCUAUUAUUAGAGAACAUAUUUUGACUAAGGGUGUCUAAUAAACAGAAGCUUAGUUUGGAAUCGGUCUCAAUCCUCGGGUCUUGAAUUUUUUUCUGGAGUGUAUUCUGAAUACAUUUGCAAGAGUUAGGUAGAUGUGGCUCAGGUUGAACCCACAUUUUGUUUCAUGUAUUCACCACAUGGAUUAUUGCACUUGGAUUUUUUUUAUCUUGUCUAACUACGAAACAACUAAACCUGUCGUUACUGAUAAAUAUUACUGGAAGACUAGCAGAUUACAUAUCAAGUCCAUGACCCUAAAUUGCAUAAUUGCCGGGCUGGAUGGUUUGAUUGUAUAAAUGUACUAACACUGGCCUUUGAAAUAUGAUGUCUUAAGUGACCAAACACUAGAGGUGAAGAGGCAUUUUUGUGUGUGAACCUAAUAAUUCGUACUACUAAAAAUAUUCCUUCAAUCUCAAUAGGCAACAGGUUUCUUUAUACAUGAUUUUACUACUGAAUCUUAAUUUUUUCCAUUUUAGACUUGAGUAAAUGAAAAUAUCUGAAGGUAUCAAAUGCAAUUUAUUAACAAAUGCACUUUAAAUAUAAAAAGAUUAUUUUUCUUUCUUUAUUUGGGAACAAAGCCAAAAAUAUAAACCCCAUGACUGUUUUAGGCUUAAUGCAAAUUCCUUGUAAAGGGCCCUACUGACAACCUGGCAGUUCUGAAACCUACUUAAUCUCCUCACAUUGUUCAAACACAUUAUUAAAUAACAUCAAAUGUGAAUUUAAUCCUUAUGAUAUAGUGGGAAAAUAUGUGUGUUGUAUUCUAGUAAAAAUCUUUCUGUUUGAACCUGUUUGUUUAUUUUACAACUUCAAUAGCAUUAGUAUUCAUAAUCUCCAUUUAUUGAAUUGAUAUUGUAAAUUGUAUACUUUCAAAAAUGUUAUUAAAUGAUUUUGGUCAUGGGGCUAAAUUCUUUUUUGAAGACUGCAUAACAAGAGUUACUUUGAAGAUUUUUAAAGCCAUUUAGCAAUUAAAGAAAUAAACUGAGAAAAGUUUGAA
Molecule: messenger RNA, 5213 nt
Organism: Paramormyrops kingsleyae
Lineage: Eukaryota; Metazoa; Chordata; Actinopteri; Osteoglossiformes; Mormyridae
Gene: itchb
Product: itchy E3 ubiquitin protein ligase b
Biological process (GO): protein K29-linked ubiquitination; protein K63-linked ubiquitination; proteasome-mediated ubiquitin-dependent protein catabolic process
Cellular component (GO): cytoplasm
Molecular function (GO): ubiquitin protein ligase activity; protein binding
Source: RefSeq, a predicted model, not a curated record